Messenger RNA from Suillus clintonianus, 630 nucleotides. RefSeq lists its product as uncharacterized. Lineage: Eukaryota; Fungi; Basidiomycota; Agaricomycetes; Boletales; Suillaceae. The transcript has 5 exons. Bases 1 to 630 code for a protein of 209 amino acids. The record is from RefSeq and is a predicted model, not a curated record.
AUGGCUGCAACAUUUGAGUUGCCCAGUUUACAACGAUGUAACAGCGAGACCGUCUCACCAUAUCUAGAUAUUCGAAACGCUAGAAGGACUUUGAUGAGGGUGGUCAUACGUUCCUCUUCUGUUCCGGGAACAAUCGGAGGGAUCCAUCACCUGCACGCAUGGGUUCAGAACUUCAGAAGUGUGGCGGCGGUCCAUGUCAGAUCGAGUCCAGCCUCCCGGGCCUUCUCCCACGCCUGCUCCUCAAGCCUAAGCCCACGGACUUCUAAACCUCUUCAUCCCGCUCGCGACGCGCUUCUCCUGAUGGUAGCCCACGCACGAUACAACGUGCAGGUGGCAAGACAAUGGGGACGUCAUACUAUGCCAGGUGAUCCGAACCUCCAGGACCAGCUGCAUAACCCAUCAUCUACCAUUGGCCUCCAGUGGCAGCCACCUACGUCCGCUUGCGGCACUAAGCCUGUGCGAUUAGUCUCCUCUGGGCAGACCAAAACGAUGACAAGUGACGGCCGCUUCUUCAAGCAUUAUGGGCUAGGGCUGUGCGUUCAUGAUAACGGAAUAUGGUCUGCAGGGAACUUUCCCGGCAACUGUCAAGUUCGUAAAGCACAGGAAGCCGAGCUAAGCCAGAAACUUUGA